Molecule: messenger RNA, 1541 nt
Organism: Magallana angulata
Lineage: Eukaryota; Metazoa; Mollusca; Bivalvia; Ostreida; Ostreidae
Product: retinol dehydrogenase 11-like
Exons: 5
Coding region: 234-1154 (306 amino acids)
Source: RefSeq, a predicted model, not a curated record
GAAAGUGAAAGUAAGGAACAGCUGACUUUCACUUUUGAUUUAUGUAGGUGACAAACUUUGUUACUGCUGGAUUUAAAACAAUGGAAAGACACUGAAACGAAAUGUUUCGCUUCUUUGCAAACGAAAAUGUUUUCUCAUUAUCUAUUUCAUAGAGGAAUAAUGAGUUGUGCAAUUUUAGUACCUUUGUAAACAUAUUUGGAGUAUUUUACCACAGACUCGAUUAUUGAAUAUCCAUGGGAGGAUCAAUUUCAAGAGCCAGCUUCUCUAAAGGAACAGUUAAAUUUUGCAGCACUAAAUCCCUCACUGGUAAAACAGUAAUCAUUACAGGUGCAAACACAGGUGUAGGCUUUCAAACAGCACUUGACCUAGCUCGAAGAAAUGGAAGAAUAAUCUUGGCAUGUAGAAAUGACGAAAAGGGAGAGGUGGCUAAAAGUAAAAUUAUUCAGCUGACAGGGAAUACAAAUGUCAUUUACAGACAACUUGAUUUAAGUUUGAUAUCAUCAGUUCAAGCUUUUGUCAGUGUAAUUAACAGCGAAGAGAAAGCAGUAGACAUUCUCAUUAACAAUGCAGGUGUUGUCAAUUGGGAAGAAAAUAUAACAGCAGAGGGUGUGGAGAACACAUUUGCAACAAAUUACUAUGGACCAUUCCUCCUGACGACCCUACUUCUUGAGCUGCUGAAGAAAUCUUCCGAUGGUCGCAUUGUGAAUGUCGGCUCCAUUGCCAGUUUGGCCGGCUCCGUAGAUAAUGAUACAGUGAUGGCCAGGAGAAAAUUCACCAGGACAGAGUAUAAUGACUCUAAGCUGGCAUUGCUUCUGUUUACAAAGGAACUGGCCAGGAAAAUUACAGAUACUGGUAUAAAAGUCGUCUAUGUCCAUCCUGGCACAAUCAGAAGUGACCUGUUCAGAAAUUUGCCUUGGAUUCUCCAAUUCAUCAUAACGUGUAUAAUGAGGCCUUUGACUAAGACACCUGUAGAGGGUGCCCAGCCGGUUCUGUUUUGUGCCCUGGAUGACUAUGUCCAGACGGGGGGCUACUACAUGGACUGUGCUCGGUAUGAUCAUACCAUGUGGGUCCCCAAGUGUGUGUAUGAUGAGGAGCUGGCCAAAAAACUGUGGGAAUCAACUGAGAGAAUUGUGGCUGCUUGUGGGGAAAGAUAACAAAGAGAUAUUUGUCUAGUUACGUAUUCAAAUGGAUUGUGUUUGUCCCUGAUAAGGAACUGUGGACAGUGGUUCUAUUAUACACUGAAUGAAACAUUGACUUGGUUAUAAUAAACAAACUUUUAUAGAUGACUUUAUGUAUAGCAUGACAGGUAAAUCAGGAUCACAUCUUCACAAAUCUUACUCGGUGAGGUUGUACACAUGUUAAUUCUAGCUGACUGCUCAUAUGAAGUGUAAUGGUACCAUACUGGUUAGUGAUUAAUGUUUUUUGGAUGAUGUUUGAGUCAAUUUUAUUAAAUUUACCAGUACUUAUAAUAGUUUAGAACCACAUGCAUCUUUUGUACCUACACCAAUAUUCUGAAAUCAAAAAAUAAAUCUUGAAUCUGG